AUGGGUAGUAACCUCCCCGCAACGCCCUCAAACCCCCCUUCGCUCAUCAACCUGCAGCUGGGCUGGCCCUCCCCUCGCCUCUUCGCAGCAAGCGCCCUUUUAGAUGGCGCAACUCAAGUCCUGACCUCGGAAACCGAAACUGCCGCGGCGCUCAUCUAUGGUCCUCAUAUCGGCUUUUCUCCUCUCCGGAAGAGCAUCGCAGAAUGGUUGUCUUCGGUCUAUCGCACGGAGAUAGACCACGAGAGAAUCUCCAUCAGCAACGGCGCGUCUGGCAACCUGGCCAACAUGUUGCUAAAGUUCACCGACCCCCUCUACACGCGCAAGAUUUUCAUGGUUGAGCCGACGUACUUUCUGGCGUGCCCAAUCUUUGAAGACAAUGGCUUCCAAGGCAAGCUCGCUGGCGUGCCUGAGAACAACACAGACGGCCUUGACAUCGCUUUCCUCCGACGUGAACUAGCCAUCACAGAAGCUCAAGCCGUCGAGGAUGCCGAGAAAUUCGACCGACCCGACAUUCCCACCAUCAAAGUGGGCAAAACAUACCCCAAGAUCUACAAAUAUGUCAUUUACAUCGUUCCAACCUUUUCGAACCCCAGCGGAAAGACGCUUUCCCUUCAGAUUCGCAAAGACCUUGUCGCGCUCGCGCGAGAAUACGAUGCCCUCAUCGUAUCAGACGACGUCUACGACUUUCUGAGCUGGCCCGAGGACUCAUCCGCUCCAGAUGACGCAAUCGAAGCUGUGCCGCCGAGGCUCGUCGACAUAGACCGCGACAUGCCCGGCUACAGUAUGUGGGGAAAUACCCUCAGCAACGGAUCUUUCUCCAAGGUGAUCGGGCCUGGUGUCAGAGUCGGCUGGGCGGACGGCACGCCGGCGUUUGCCAAAGAAUUGGCCGAAGUAGGGUCUUCCAGCUCGGGCGGCGCACCUUCGCACCUCACGUCCACCUUUGUCGACAAGAUGCUACGAAGCGGCAAUCUGCAGACACAUAUCAAGAAGACCCUCAUACCGACAUAUCGUAAGAGGUACUACGCACUCAUGAGCUCCAUUCGCGAUGUUUUAGUACCACUGGGCGUCAAGGUGGAAGAUAAUAACCCAGAGGGUGCCGCGGAAGCAACGGCAGGAGGCUUCUUCACAUACCUGCGGCUUCCAGAAGACCUCCCAGUGGCAAGAACGGUAGCAUCCAUAGCCUUGAAGGAAAAGCUACUUCGCGUUGCAUUCGGGCACAUGUUUGUUGUCAGUGGAGACAAGGGGAGUGUUCAGAGAGCAGAGUCGAAAGGUGGGUUUUCGAGACUCAUCAGACUGUGCUGGGCAUGGCAUGAGGUAGCUGAGAUCAAAGAAGGCAUUGAGAGGCUGGCGGCCACCAUUGCUGAUAUCAGAUUCAGGUUGGAAGCUGGCGAGAAUAUUAGUGAGCAGGUCUCCAUCGAAAUUAGGUAG
Molecule: messenger RNA, 1428 nt
Organism: Colletotrichum godetiae
Lineage: Eukaryota; Fungi; Ascomycota; Sordariomycetes; Glomerellales; Glomerellaceae
Product: aminotransferase
Exons: 2
Coding region: 1-1428 (475 amino acids)
Biological process (GO): biosynthetic process
Molecular function (GO): L-2-aminoadipate:2-oxoglutarate transaminase activity; pyridoxal phosphate binding
Source: RefSeq, a predicted model, not a curated record